Symbiodinium pilosum is the source of this 6357-nucleotide messenger RNA. NCBI's taxonomy places the organism in Eukaryota, Dinophyceae, Suessiales, Symbiodiniaceae. The record is from the annotation of a GenBank genome assembly.
AUGCAUGAGAUAGCAGACCGAUUCCGUGCAGUGGAUGCUAACGUGGAAUCAAGGCUUCGAGCUGGCUUGCAGACCAUGGGAAUCUCUGAGACCCUCCGAAUGUAUGAUCACCACUCGUGCCAUGCAGCCUGUUCUUUCUUCGGGUCUCCAGUUUGGCCCACAGCUAACAGCCGUGAUUGCUGCUGUAUAACUCUGGAUGGUCGCGGGGACUGCGCUUCUGGCAAGAUCAUCAAGUUUGAUGAGAAGCCGGUGGCAAUCGACGUGACCUCAAUGUUUGACAGCCUUGGCAUGCUCUGGGCGUUUGUUACAGCUGCGUUGGGUUUCAAGGCUUUUCGUCAUGAGGGCAAGGUUACAGGACUAGCUGCCCACGGGGACCGUACGAAAACCCAAGCCAUCUUCGAGAACGUCAUGGGACUACACAAAUCUGAAGGUUUAUGGAGGAUCAGAGCUGCCUGGCAUGAGGAAGAUACAAAAAACUUCUUGCUGUUUCUGGCCGGUCUGGAGGGCAGCGCACGUGAGAAGCGAGGUCUUCACACUUUCGCUUUGUACCAAGAGCUGCAGCAGCACAGGCCAGAGGAUGUGGCGGCAGGUUUGCAGUCGUUUACAGAGGGCCUGCUUCUUGAUUACUUGGACUUGAACAAGUUCGUGAAGCCGUAUAUCUGUGUUUCUGGUGGCGUUUUCGCUAAUGUGCGGCUGAACAUGCGUCUGCGACAGCGCUUUCCAGAGGUGAAGCAGGUGUUUGUGUAUCCCAACAUGGGCGACGGAGGGCUUUGCUUUGGAGCUGCAGCGUUGGCUGCAGCCGAAGCAGGAUUGCAAGUCUCCUGCCCGAGAGGCAGCGUGUUUGUCGGGCCGGACUUCUCAGCUGCUGAGCUUGGCAAAGUUGUUGGACACUUCUUGUCAGCUUCUGGGGGCGUGGAAGUUGAUGAUUUGGAUUGUUUUGCAGAGGAAGUGGCAGCUUACCUUGCGAAUGGGAAGGUCGUGGGGCUUUUUCAUGGUGCCAUGGAAUUUGGACCUCGCGCUCUCGGACAUCGCUCUCUGCUGGCGUGCGCAACAGAUCCUGCUAUUAACUCGAGGCUGAACCUGCGAUUGGAACGUACCGAAUUCAUGCCAUUUGCGCCUAUGACGUUGAGAAGCUGCACAAGACUAGCAUAUGUGGAUUUUCCCGCUGAGGAUCUUGAUGCCGGGCGGCACAUGACGAUGUGUUAUGAGGCAACGCCAGCUUUAAAGGAACUGUGCCCAGCCAUCGUGCACUUGGAUGGCACCGUGAGGCCGCAAGUCGUGGAUGAGCGAGACGGGCUAGCCUUCCGCAUCCUUGCACGCUAUGAGGCCAAGACGGGCGUGCACAGUCUCAUCAACACGAGCUUCAAUAUGCACGAGGAUCCCAUUGUUUGUGCUCCAGAGGACGCAGUACGUGCCUUCGACAAGGGAGCCUGCGAUGUACUAGCUGCAUUUCCAUUUCUGAUCCACAAGCCGGUGGCAGCUGCAGAAACUGCCGCAUCUGAGCAGAGAUCUGCGCAGGAAAUCCAGACUGCUGAGGGCACGUUUGGAUACAUGGCACCCGAGUCUUUCGGUCGGAUCUUCACACCCAAGUCCGAUCUCUAUGGGGUCGGCGCCACAUUGUUGUUCGCAGCAACUGGUUACGAGCCAGGCGCGCUGCCACAGAAGCGCCUUAAGGUGGAUUUUCGGACAUCUUUUGUUGGCACUGUCUGGGAGAGACAGGAGAGUUGGUUCCUGGAGCUUCUGGAGGGGCUGAUGGAACCAGCACCGGAAGAUCGCUUUAGCUCUGCGGCAGAGGCCCUGGACUUCGUGAGGCAGCCUCGACAACUGCAGGAGGUCUUGCAAAAAGAGCUGCAACCUUCUGCAGCCCUGGCCAAGAAGAAGGCAAGUUUAGAUCCUCCGCGUGGGUCCAAAAUCCAUGUGGACAGAAAAGGGGAGGAGCUUAGGGUUCUGCUGCCCCCUGUCACAUGGGAAUCCCGUAUUCCUAUUGGCACUUUUGGAAUUGCGUGGACAUCCUUCACCGCGGUUUGGACGGCGGGGGUCAUCUCCGCUGGUGCCUCGUUCAUGGCACUGUUCAGUCUUCCUUUCUGGACAGCGGGGGCCGGCAUGCUCAAGGACACCUUCGGCCCGCUUCUGAGGGGAGCGGCUGAGUUGCGAAUCCGCAGGGACCGUUGGACAUUCGGCGGCGAGCUCGGUAGCUGCGGGGGCUUGCCCGGCGGUUUUCAGAGAGGUCCGAAUUGGAGGAGCGAGAGAACUGCAGCUGCACUGACUGAUCGCAAGCCGGCCGUGCCUGACCUGCAGCGAAUAGCAGAAGCGCGAACUCCUGGAUGUCACGCUUCGAUGUGGGGCUCCUGGAACAGGAAGCGAUGUGUUUUCACACUGGGGUCAGACGACCUUCGCAUCUAUGUUGCUUACCACAAGCCACCAACAGUGUUUUCUUUAAACAGAGUUCACGUGCGCUGCGGCCGGUCGCAUGUUGAGCUCAGCCGCGUCAAUUGGACCACAAAGCUGCUCCGAUACAUAUGCUGUUGCGAGCCGCUGGCGGUCAUCAUCAAGCUGAAGCGCAGCCAGGUGGAAGAUGUUCGCAACAUCCUGUUCCCUCAAGAAGAAGAAGUACUGGUCUACAUUGGCGUGCCCCUCGCCAUGUUUCCGCCUGAAGUACUACACGUUAUUUCCGAGUUUCUGGUUCUUCCAACAAUUCAUGACAUCAUGCGAAGCUGCAGACAGCUUCGCACUACGCUCAGAGCAGACAGCUUCUGGCAGCACUUCUAUGUGAAGGUCUUCCCAGCUGCAGUACGAGAUCAGGUGGAGGAGUUUGCCGACUUGGGCGGCUGCAGCGUCUUGGACAAGGUUGCUGUCGCCACACUUCGUUUCUGCAACGCGUGUCAUGCCCGCAGGCUUGUUCCCGGAUUCUGUUCGUGUGGUGCAAGGCCGCGAUUUAACAAGUUUGUCCACUUCGACAUGCGUGCUGCUGAGAAACUUCGCCUUGGCUUACACACCUUGAACCUGCAUUUGCUGGUGAAAGGGUUCGAUUUACAAAACGCAUGUCUCUGCUUCUCGUCACGCUACCAUGGCAAUUCUUUGGCCAGCUUGCUACGUCAGACAGCUGGGCUAGGGAGAAUGCAGCUUCUAGCAUGCGAAAGCCUUUCUGGAGAAGUCUUCGGGGCUUUCUUCGGCUUCCCCCUCCAGAGGCGCUCUGCGCGAGCUUAUGGUGCUCGUGAGAAGCUCAUGCUUUUCAAUAUUCGUUUGGAUGGGACCCUGCGCGUCUUUGAAGCCAGUGACUGUGUUGAACGAGAGACUGUUCAGUCACUUCCCGAUGCCUUGGUCAUUGGGACAUCAUCAGAAGCAGCCCUAUCGCUGAACUGGGACUUGAGCGUAGCCAGCUGUGCAUCGACGACUCUCUGCUGCGGUUCUUGUUUGUGUGCGUCGGAGGCCCCUUUGAGAUCUGUGGCGACAUUUUCAGAUAAGAGAACCGACCAAGUCUUGGAUCGUCGCAUCUCUCACUUGACGGCAGCCACAGUGGGAAGUGACCCGGAAGUACAGCGCAACAUGGCCAGGCAGUUGCUUCAGCUGUCUGGACAUCAGGACAUGAGGCAAGAGGCCCUCCCAGAGGUCGAAGCGCAGUGGCUGCAGGCCCUGAUUGAAGAGCACAUCAGGCAGAAAGACAACAUCGAUCGGUUCACUCGAGUUUCUGAAGCCGCGAGGAAUGGUUCUGCGAAGCCGCCGGAGCCGCUUGAGAUCGAGGCUUCGGACAAGCUCGCACAGCGGAAGUGUGACGCGCAUGGCCUCUUGUGGAUGAAGCAUCCAUUCAAUCACUUCCUCGUCGCGGCGCGGGAGUGGUGGAGCACCCAAGUCAGCGAAGAUGAGGAGCAGAUGUUUGACACUGGCUGCCUAUGCUUGGCCAACAUUGAUAAUGAGUACUACCCAAAGCAGAAGGAGUACAAAAUCGAGGACCUCAUCCUGGAGAAUAACAUGGAGGCACCGAUCCUGCAGAUAGAAGCCGGUAGAUUUGUGCAGGGCAGUCGUGAAAUUUGUAUGGCUUUACUGCACCCGAUGAAGCUGUCCGUGUACAUGGUGUCAGCUGUUUCGUCUGGAGGAUCGGUGAAUUACUAUUCCAUGGCCCUGGCCUAUGAGCACAAACUUUCAAGGCCUGCCUUCAACAUGUGUUAUGGAUGUUUUGGUGGAGUCAGAGAUCGUGAUUAUUUCUGCGUGCAGUCGCUGGAUGGUGUCCUCUCUUUUUUCGAGCAGGAAUCCUUCGCGUUCAGCCGGAUGUUAACGACCAGUUUUCUGGUACCUGGCCCCAUCUGCUAUGUGCCAAAGAUCGACAGCUUUGUCAUAUGCACCAAUGCAAUGUGUAUAGAGGCCUAUCGGUAUCAGGUUCUUGCAGCCGCAGCAGAUAAUGUCGACCAAUCGGCAGGAGAAGGUGCCUCCGGGAAGAAGGUCCAGGUCGACUGGUCCACCAAUAUCGGUGAACAUGCACGAAGCAUCGAGGUGGUACGCUUUAGUCGAUCACUCUCAGCAAGCCAGCAGGAAAUACUGGUGGUUGGUGAGCAGACCAUCUUCACCCUGAAGGACAGCGGUGGCAUCCGACUCCAAAAGCGGUUGGCAGAGUAUGGAAUAACCGCCUCCCUCGCUUACAAGAUGCCGCCCGAGUCACCCGACGCAUUGCCAAAUCACAACCUGAUCUUGGGAACAAGCACAGGUCAUUGCCUAGUGCUGAAGGAGAUGCAGCUUGUUUGGUGUGCCCGCCUGCAGGGCAUGGUCCCGGCGCAAAUUUGCGUGGACACCAUUGGCGGCGUGCGAGGUAUGGUGGUGCUGAUGGAUGGCAGGGGCAAGCUUCAAAUUUGCUACUUGGGCACAGAUCCACCCACGGCGAGCUUGGUAAACACGGAAAUGAAGGAGUUGAAUUACGAUGAGAUGGAGGAAGAACAUCAGGAGCUGCUGCGUGUCAUUAGGCAAACCCAUGGCGAUGGCGCUGCAGAGCCAGAAGAGACCCUUGUGGUAGACUCGCAGGUUCCUCAGGUCCUUGAUUUGGGAAUGAAUGAGGAUGACUGUGACGCGGAUGACCCUGUGGGACGUUCGGAUGGAAUGGUGAUGCAGCUAACGGUGCAUCUGUCUGUCACCGUGGGUGGCAGCAAGGCCGUGGAAAAUGUCUCCAUCACCUUGAAGGCCCCACAGUGCUUUGCUCUCUCGCAAACAUCGAUCUUCAUAGACAAGGUCGAGCCUGGACGACCGCCGGUCAUUAUUCCCAUAGUCUUUCGCGUGUGGAACAAGAUUCUGUGUUCCAACUUGGAAGUUGCAGUUUGUGCAUCGUACUUCUCAUUGAACAACGAGCCUCGCACUGCUGCGUCUUCUUUCUUUUUGCCAUUUGCGUUGGUGGCCAGACCCAUACCGCCCGUCAAGAAUGCCAAGCACAAGAUUCAGCUGGACUGCAACAAGCAGCCCCCGCAGUUGCAAACGUUGUUUGGUGGCUUGCUGAACCAGCCGCACGUGUCGGCUGCUGUGAGCCAGGGCAUGUCUAAUCUGCUCUCCAUUCAGUACGUGUCCGGAACGGAAGCAACAGUUCUGGUGUUGAAGAGCAGUGGACGCUUUUGUGUACAAGCAACAGAAUUCGCCGCUCUGUGGGUGUUAACACAGGAGCUUUGCAACAGGCUCCACGAGUAUUUCGGUCCUGGAGGUGAAGGUGCUGCCGCAGACGACGAGGAGCCCUUUUUCAUCACCUUCCAGGAUAGCUUACCUUUGCAUGAUUAUUUCGCACUGAUUGAUGACCAUUUCGAUCUGCGACGGCACCUGGACGAGCUGCGAAAGGACCUAGCAGACCGAACGCAGCAGUACCGUGUCAUCCAGAAGCGAUUGCUAGUGCGCUUCAAGGAUCGGAACCCAUCACCGCUGAAUCAUCUUGACACUCUGCUAAACUUGACAUUCGAGCAGACGCUGCUGCUCACAGAUGCGAUUGACGACGUGGAGCAAGCUCUGCGAACGGUCUCCUGCCAUCUGUCGGCUGCCACUGAGCUAGUACUGCUGCUGAUCAAGUUUAGAUUCGGGCUGGACGAGGACAAUUCCAAUGUGCUCAGGAGGCAUUUAAGUCCAGAAGUCUGCGACACGACUGAGCAAGGCUGGGAGGAGAAGGUGGACACCUCCUUGCUGCAUCUUUUGCGGACAUCGCUGGCGAGGAGUGCGAAAGAAGGCAACAGCUUGCCGCCACCUAUGAAGGUUCCUCAGGACACUCUCAAGCUGCGGAAGCGCAUCACCACCGUCGUGGACCGUCUGGCCACUGGUGCGCGAAUGACAGAUGAGACUGCAGGUCCAGAUACCAUGGCGCCUCCAGAGGAAGAGAUGCCUGGUGAGGAUGGCGAAUGA